AUGGCUGAACUGCAUGGUCGUCGGGACUCCCAGGUCCAGAGGAAAACGCAAUCGCAUUCGCAAGCCUCAACCCCCUCGCACCAUCGGCGCCAGAAGGCCAACACCAACUCUCACCACAAAUAUAACCGCUGCUGGGACUGGAUCGUCGUCGGCGGCAACUGCCACUACGCCAAAAACCGCUCCACCUUCACCUCCUACCGCCGCGCACCAGGGAAAAUCGGCCGGUCGCGAGUCCUGGGCAUCGGCACGGUCGAGCUGCAGGUCCAGCGCGGGCCUCGUGAUCCUCGGCCGAACAAGCUUGUCCUGGAAGAUGUGUGGCACAUGCCGGAUGCGCGGUGCAACGGGCUGAGCGUUUCCAAGUAUACUGAGACCAACCAGCCCUUGUUGGUUGAGUCGGAGGGGGAGCAUGUCGAGGCGAAGAGAGAUAGAGACGGGGAGGCAUUGUGGUUCGGAGAUUCCUAUUGUGGGUGUUCGAGGGUGGUGUUGGCCGGUGAUCCAAAGGGAGAUUCGUAUCUUCGGGAUGGCCAAAUGUAUAUGCUGAGCGUCAUUGCCUCGCCGGAGGAGUUGGAUAAGCUUUUGAGUCGGGUUCGGCAGUGGUGA
Molecule: messenger RNA, 600 nt
Organism: Aspergillus thermomutatus
Lineage: Eukaryota; Fungi; Ascomycota; Eurotiomycetes; Eurotiales; Aspergillaceae
Exons: 1
Coding region: 1-600 (199 amino acids)
Source: RefSeq, a predicted model, not a curated record